AUGCCUUUUUCCUCCUCCUCUUCCUCCUCUUCCCCGCCCGAAGCGUCCACCACCCCGCUCGCCGACUACUUCUGGAUUGCCGGUGUCGAUGGAACAGAGGUCUUGGAAACCUAUCGCAAAUUAGGGGAUGAGUACCGUGCCAACAAUGCCACUUCACCGGGCCCCGCCGUUACAGAUACCAUCGAGGAAGAUGCCGAUGCCGAGGAGGAUUCCCACCUGGACAGUCUCUCCCGUCCCAUCUCCAUGGCGGGAAACCGUACCUCUUUCCAGCGCUUCUCCAUGCGCUCGGUCGAUCCCGAACCCAACGAGAAUGGCACCCACAGCAACCGCAGCAGUAUGACAAUCAAGGGUGCCCCUUCUCCCCGGGGCUCCUCCUUUCUCGAAGACUUCGACUUUGAUAAAGCGCUGUUCAAGUUCGCGUCGGAGAGGGAGUCGUUUCUGUCGGAUCUCAAUGUCAGCGCGGGCGCAAUCACCCCCUCGACUCGUCCCAGAUCCAGAUUACGCACUCAGAAGAUCGUCUCCGAGGAGACCCCACAGCCUGCGGGCCUGCUCCGGUCUAGCAUAGGUAGUGUGCGGCGACACAUGGCAUUCCGCGAUAUGAACAGUAUGAAGAGGCAACCGUCGAUUGCUCGUCAAGCAUCUAUCCGUACCUCACGACGUCUGAGUAACUACAACUCCGUGAUACCUGUCCCGCAACCGCUCGAAAUCUCCCCCACCAUGCACCCCCUAAAGCGGAGGUUCGAGCCCGUCCUGCUCGACCGGUAUCCGACAAAAGGCAUGUCCGACGAACUGAAGCUGCGAGGAAAUUUCCCGGACUAUGUCCCCAUGUUUGCUUUUCCGAACGACAUCAACAUAGUCUCGUCGGACCAAAGGCCGCGAUCCACUUGGCACGGCUUCGUUAUGACUACUGAUAACGGCUCACGCUUGCACGCCAUCUGUCUCAUCAUCUGGAUCCCACUCAACCAGCGAGCGGCCGAAGAACUUGAGAAGCGUUGCGAGGAGUGGCGGAAAGACAAUAUGACCGAUGAAGAGAGGGAGUUGGCGGCAAGUCUGGGUGAGAGGCUGGCAAGUGAGCGAGCUAAACUCUCUAGGCUUCUCGCUCAGUUACCCACCGUUCCUUCAGGGUCAGAGUCGCGAGAGCAGUUGGAAGAUGAGAUCAGUGCCGUAGAAGAGAAGAUCACCUUGAUGACUGAUCUCUUGCGGCCAGUCCGUCACGGUGCAGCAUCCAAGAUCGAGGGUUUGACAGAUGGGGAUACUGGAUUCUGGAUUCCCCGCGCCUACGGUAUCCUGGGACGAGAGGAAAACAUGACCAGCUUUUGGAAGGAAUGGCUGAAGGCUGUUGUUGUUCCAAUGACGGACGGCAGCCUCCAGCGGAUUCCCCCAAGCUCCCCGCGCAUGGGCAUCUGGCAACCCCUGGAGCGAUAUGUGAUGAACCUGUGUACUGAGGCAUUCAGUCCCAACUCGUCCAAGACACAGGUGGAGCUUGCGGUGCGUGAGUUGCGUCUUUUUGCUCGCAAGGAGGCUGCCAAUGAGCUGCCGGGCUCUCGGAACACCGACCUGUAUGCGCUCUUCCGGGCCCUGUCGUUACAGAACAUCAUGAUCUUGUUCGAGUACGCUCUCACGGAGUCGCGCAUUAUCCUCUUGUCAUCCCACACAUCGAUGCUGUACCUGGCGACUAAGGCCAUCGUUGACCUGUUGUUCCCACUGCAGUGGGCCGGUGUGCUUAUUCCCAUCCUGCCCGCACGACUCAUCCAGGCUCUGGAAGCCCCUUGUCCCUACAUUGUAGGUAUUGAGCGUCGUUAUGAGAAGGUCGAGCUUCCGUCAGAUGACUUUGUGUUGGUCGACCUGGAUGCCGACCUUAUCGAAAGCACUGUUCAACCAACCCCUCUCCCUCGUCAUCAGCGCAGAAAGCUACUUUCCUUGCUCCAGCUGGCUGCUCCUCAUCACAGUCGGUGCGGAGUACCCACUGGGCCACCGGCAUAUGCCGUGGAAACAUACCCCUUCGAUUCAUUCAUGUCGGAGAAUUCCUCUAUUUUCUCGUCCAAGGCUCAGUCUACCCAGUUGGCGAAGUACGUCAGUCUCAACUCGAGCGCUUUCGGAGCCACUUCUGUAACCCCAAAUACCCAGCCCCCACUCAUCUUCAACGCCUACCUGCAUGCUCGCUAUGAGCAGGCUGCUUCAAGGGGGUAUUCGUCCAAGGGCCUAGACCGACCGGGAACUGGCUCCACGCAUAAGACCGGCUCCCCGCCGUCUCCCAGAGACAUCUCGCCCACGUCCGGCCAUUUCCCGUCGGUCUCCGGCUCCCGUGCUGAUUCCGGUACGACAUUGCAGGCAUCGCUGCGCGAGAAACGUUCCGGCCACUUUGAUGCAGCAUCUCGGCGUAGCUCCUCAUUCGGGAUGGACAUGCGUACCGGUGUUCCGCGCCGGCCCAGUGCUCCCUUCCUCGGCCACGCACCCAAUCUGUCUGUAACUACGUUGAACACCGACUAUAACCCGGGUUCCACCUACGCACCUUCGGUGUAUGCACAGUCCACAGUCGCUGCGUCGACGAUAGUGCCCCAGGCCUCCGCGCAGCCCAUUCACAACGCAGAGGGUACCUGCUGGGUGGAGGGACAUUGCUUGCAAGUGCAGCCGUGGGACGACAAGGCCACCUGUGCAAUUUGCGAUGACCAGGCAGAAGAAAACAUGUACAAGUGUACCGCCUGUAAGACAGUGGUGCACAACCGGUGCGCCCUCCAGAUAUGUCUUGUGUGUCCGGCCGCCUUCCACCCCGAGCAAGUUCGCGCUGCGUUUGUCCGAUGCUUUGCCAGCCUGUUCUACACAUACAAGAAGUUCCUUCAGCCCGCCACUGGUGACAAAAAGAAAGCUGGGUUGACAUACAACUUCAACAUGGAAGCCUUCAUGAAGAGCUUGCCCGGGGAGCAUGCGGAAUAUAUUGCUGUCCUGCAACAGACACAAGGCUUUAACGAGUUCAUCAGCGAACGGGAGAGAGCGAAUCCCAAGUCGCGAGACCCUCGGAUGACCCUAUUUGAUGAGAUCAUUCUGUCCAAGCGCAAUCGGGGCCGAUCCUCUAUUUUCUCCGGUCGUAGUAUGACCGAUUUCCUAUCUGACACGUCAAACCACCUCUGGAGAACCGCGAGCGCCACAUCCUUUGGAGGGGGUAGUAGGAGCCAGAACACCAUGUCCGGGGACUAUAGCCGGCUAGUCUCACGAGCACCGGCGAAGCUCGAUAACAGUCUGAUGAAGGAACCCCGCAUGAUCCAUGGGGCGCCUCGGGUCUCGAAGACGGCAAAUACUGCACGCAGAAAGCCGCUUCCCAAGCUCAUGAAUGGGCUUGCCAUAUCACCCCCUUAA
This is a messenger RNA of Aspergillus luchuensis, 3354 nucleotides long. Its product is annotated as dDENN domain protein. NCBI's taxonomy places the organism in Eukaryota, Fungi, Ascomycota, Eurotiomycetes, Eurotiales, Aspergillaceae. The record is from RefSeq and is a predicted model, not a curated record. The transcript has 4 exons. Gene Ontology annotation, cellular component: cytoplasmic vesicle. Bases 1 to 3354 code for a protein of 1117 amino acids. Gene Ontology annotation, biological process: regulation of Rab protein signal transduction.